AGAGGGACUCUGUGGAAUGGAACGAAGCAGAGGAGAAGCUUGGAGUCCUCUGGCAACCGUAGAAGAGAUCCAACGGCGCCUCAUCCGACCUUCGUCUCUUCUAUCUCCGUCACCCACCUCAUUUCGGAACGAUGUAAGAAGCCGUGAGGAUUUGCAGACGAAGAAAGAAGCCAAAGUGAGAGAAAUGGAGAACAAGAAGCUCGAAGAUUACCUGGAUCCGGCUCUUCUCUCUGCGGUUUCUUCCAAACUAGGUCGGCAAAAGAAGGACGGGGAGAUGAAGAAGCUGAAGAGAGAGAUUCAGAAGUUCCAAUGGCCAGUUGAUGAAUUGAAAGUUUUCGUGAACGAUUCGAGGAUGGAGAAGACGAUGGAUUGGAGCAGUGACGAAGUCGUAGAUCUCAAGGACGAUAAUGGGAUUGAUUGAAGACGGGUGUUGAACCUGC
Messenger RNA from Vitis riparia (riverbank grape), 440 nucleotides. RefSeq lists its product as uncharacterized. The transcript is spliced from 2 exons. Lineage: Eukaryota; Viridiplantae; Streptophyta; Magnoliopsida; Vitales; Vitaceae. The record is from RefSeq and is a predicted model, not a curated record. Bases 17 to 421 code for a protein of 134 amino acids.